GGUCUGUAAUGAGAACGGCAAUUGUCACUGUAAAUCAGGAUGGAAAUGUCCAGAUUGUUCGCAAGCUUACGAUGGUCCAGGUGGAAGCAUCGACAGUGAUCUGGAUUGUGAGACUGUUACCUCAACAACAACUCAAGUUCCAGGUACUGCAUGUAUGUUUCUACGUAUGAACUGGAAAAAAAAUUGAAAAUCCAUAGAAUGAAAAUUGUAUGGACCUUUAUAGAAUGGAUUUUGAUUAUCCAUAAUAAUUGUAUAUUUCCAUACUAAUGGAUAUAGUAUCGAAAUCGUAUGGGUAUACUAUGGAUUUAGUGGUGCAAAAUCUCAUAGUAUGGAUUUCACAUUUUUUCCCAGUGAUGUUUUCGGUCAUUAUAUUUUAUAUAGACAUUGAUGAAUGUUUGGGCAAACCAUGUGAUGUCAAUGCCAGAUGUAAUAACAGUGAAGGUUCAUUUGAUUGUCAAUGUAAUGUUGGGUAUUGUGGAAAUGGACUUAUUUGUUCUAGUAAGUAAAUCAUUCAUUGAUAUGCGUGUCUGAAAUAUUUUACUUCUUUUAAACACUUAUUGCUUGUUAUUUAAUAAAUGCUUGAGCAACCCACUGCAUCACAAUGCCAACUAUACUGACAAUGAAGGUUCUUUUGACUGUGAAUGUAAUGUUGGGUAUUUUGGGAAUGGACUUAAUUGUUACAGUGAAGUAGCUAAAUAAUUUAUUCUUGUGUCGAAAUUAAAAUAUUUUACCUUAUUUUUUAUCAUGAAGCAAUCUUAUUGGCUGAGGAACUUCUAAGAGCUGGCAAGUUUCUUGCAUCCGGCCCGCUGUGAAACGCAACUGCCCGCUCUGUUUUUCGCGCCAGAAACAAAAAAGUGAAACAAAUUUUGAACUAAAAAUCGGCCCAAAAAAUUUUAAAAACGUAGCCUAAUGAUUUACACCAGAAUUGACAAUAUUUGGAGAAAAAUGCGACUGAAAGACCUGAAAUUCAGAAAGUUAUUUGAUAUGUAUAAAACUUGCGCCAAGAAAGAUAUAUUUUUGUUUUAAAUACUGGCAUGUAUUCGGCCACUUAAAGGCGAUAAAUUAUAUACAGCACAUAUAUUUUAAACGAAAUUUUUCACCCUCAACCUCGUACAUGCAAUCUUAAACUGAGAAGGUUUUACUGGAGUCAAAACAUGUCACGAUUCCUAUAUUCUCUACCUAUAAUAUGUGUCAUGCAUUUUUCACUGAUAUAAAUAUUGUAGUCAAAGUCUGUGUUUAAAAACACAUUUUUCAAGCAUAUUAUCAUAAAAGAAGCAGAAAAAUACAAAAAUUAAAAACACCACAUCUUCUUCGCUAUAUCCUUUUAGUAGAAAAUCAAAGCAGAUUCAUUUAUAUGUGUUUUUGAUCGGCAAAGCAAGUGAACAUUGCCGGAAUUAAACAACUGAAAAUGCUUUUCUGCUACCAUAUUUAUAAAAAAGCAUGUACAUUUUUACUGAAACUACAUGUCUUUUUCUGUAUUUGUUGCCAUGCAGUGUUCUCGAGUUUUCGUAUUCGUGUUAAUCUUUCAACUUUUCAAUUUUUGUCUGCCUCGCUUUUAUAAUACAAUAAUGAAUAACCGCACUGAUCUCAACUAAUUGGUUCGCGUUUGCACUGAAAUUUUAAUGAUAGUGUCUCUUCGCAAUGUGGUAAGGUGGACACCUCUUUGUAGGGAGAUUUGUGUAAGUGAAACAGCGCAUGUGAGCAUGUGACACAUAAACCCUUGUUUCCAUUUUGUCUGUUCAUUUCAAAACUUCAGAGUAGUAAACUCCUAUCGAUCCUGACAAGAUCUCUGAAGAAAUAUUUCCAAUGCAAAUUUAUAGACAAGCUGUCAGGAUUAACCUAGGAUUAAGUUAACCCAGCUUUGACAGGCCCUGAUGUGUAACAAUUAUAAUAGAGCUUUUUUUUAUUAAUUUGCACUAUCAUAGUAAGUGUCCUCCCCCAGAAAAUUUUUACUUUAUUGAAGCUCCAGGACUGCAUUUCUGCGUUUUCUAAAGCAAAUUUGCAAACGGAAUUGGAUCUAAUAUAAAUUGACUGUAUUGUACAAAAAUGGUUAUUAUUUCACAAAAAUAACGACUUUAUUAUGAAGUAGUUAGCGCACUUGACUUUCACAUCUAAGGUCGCUGGUUUAAAUCUCAAUGAGUCAAUUUCUCAAAUGUGACUCGGAACCCAGUCAUCAUGUGAAAAGAGUAAAAGUCAACGCUCUGCCGAAAGUCGUGGGUUUUCUCCGGGUACUCUCCCACAGAGAAGGUUGACAGGGUGGGUUAGGCACAUAGGUUGGGGGGCAGAUCAUUAAUGAGGUAUGGACUAACAGCGGCUGCUUAAAGCGCCAUUUGUAAGCUCACUGUCUACCUCGGUCUGCUUCACGCCAGUUUGGGCUGUAAUUGUAAUGCCCACUUGAUCAUAUACAUAUGUAAAAUCGCGCAAUAGAAAUAUUAAACUUAAAGUUUAUGUAAAUCAGUAUGGUUCUGUAUCAGAUAUACAAACUCCUUCACGCUUAUGAUUUCUUUUGUGUUUUAUUCGUGAAUUAUUAAUGAGUUUCACACUGUAUUUAACAUUUUCUUUACAUACUCACUCACCAUUAAUAUUUUUACGUCUUUUCUUUAUUUAGGACUGCCAGACACGUUUAUUUCCAUGACAUUUACACUGAAGGAUAGAGAAUUUACGAAUUCGCUGCACGAUCCAAACUCUGAAGAUUAUCAGACGCUUUCAAGAGAAGUCAAAAAUAAUGUAAGUUUCACAAUUGUGAUGAAAUUUAUGGUGGAUGGCUCUAUCAGUUUUCCCCAGGUGGUCCAAUUAGCCAUUUCCCAAAGUCCUGGGUCUAUUUACGCAAAUCCCAUGUUGGAGGAACAAGAAAUAUGGCAGCACAUAUUUAAACUAAUGGGAUAGAAAAGGAGAUAUCUCAUUUUUGGUCGUCUAAAAAGUUGAUAUUUAAUUGGUAGUAGAUACUUCUACUCUUUCACAUAUUUGACGCCUGUCUCCAUGCCUUUUGUCCCUUAAAACGAUCCAAGAAUGAACUGUGAUCUCUUUUGGGAAAAGGCUAGUAUGGGCCAUUCCCUUGUUGGUUCAGAUGUUUUUUCAAACGAAGAUCUGUGCCAUCGUUAAUUCAUUGUUUCUGAAAGCGGAAGCCAAUUCUGAUUUUCUGGAGAGUUUCGCACCCCUUGAAUUUCUCCAUUUAGAGAGGAGCAUACUUUAGAAAUCGAACGCGAUUAAAUCGUUAGAGAGUUAAACGAUUUUGUCAUAUAAAUUUUUCUUAAUUUAAGUCCAUAUCGAUCACUUUAUUUUUAGUUUGAUGAGGAAUUUGCUAAUGUUCCCGAAUAUCGUGGUGUCAAUAUUAUUAGAUUUAGGUUAGUUCAUAGUUGCAUAUAUUUACUUUCAUGUGUUGAUAAGAUAAUUUUUAAACAGUUAGGUAAGUUUCCAGUUUUAACUAAUUUCUAACCAAAAUAUUGUAUCCCCCAUUCUGAAAAGAUCUGGAAGUGUGAUUUGCGAUGCAGAAGUGGUUUUGGUUCUAAAUGCUCAUGACGAAAUUACUAAAGUUUUGGAGAGAGUUAAUGCAACUGGCGUCCUUGGUAACAUUUUUGUCGUGUCUGAUUCAUUGACUACUGCUGAUAUACCAGGUAAUUUGAGAAUAUUGGAUAACCUAGGGUAUGGUUCGUAUACAGCUACCAAUGAAGGACGUACCUGCACAUCGUAAUGGGUGGAUUUUGUAAGCGUUAUGGGACAUGGUGAUCAACCUCAAACCUGUUGAUGUAAAAGAAAACUAAUUAUAUACCCCAUCACUCAUUUUCCCAUUUCCUUUCAUCUGCUACACGCGAUAGUGCUUAGUAAAAGCCACCUAGUUUCCCAUCUUCUGUUUACGUUUAGAAUUUAGAGAUAUUCAACUGGACGUAGAGUACAAUGGAUACGCCGGAGACUUGUUGAAGAUCACAUGUAAUGUUACUGGACCAUCUCUUCCGAGCUUUGAGUGGAGGAAAAAUAACAUGAUUUUAUCCUUAUCAACAAGAGUAAAGAUUGAAAACAACGAUCAAGUUUCAAAACUUUUUGUCCGUAAAACUGCAAAAUCUGACUCUGGCGAUUAUUAUUGUAUAGCCAGGUAAGCACGUUUGAGAAUGAUCCGUUGAUGAAUUUCAUUCUGUUACAUCCGAUGUCUCACAAGAUAGCGCACUCGAUCAUACCGUACUUGGUCGAAAAUUACAGUACAACAAGAUUCCGCAGUGUAAAAACUAAUAUAAAGUGUUUGGUCAUAGUCUACUAUCAAGAUAUGAUGGUCUGGAAACUAAACAGAAGUGUUUGUUAUAUGUUUUUGUCUGAGUUUAUGUUACUAUGUGCACGGUCACGAUGAUUAGCUCAUUGUAUUUUCGUAUAAUUAAGUAACCGUCCAAUUGGGAUAGCUGAGAUGAAACGUGCAACCACGAUGAAUAAUAUUUUAUGAAGUUGAGACAAAGGAUUUGACAGAUUAUGAUUUGGUGAAGUCAAACCAGAAGCAUUCUUCUUUUCAUGUGCAGCUGAGGCAAAGUUCUAAUCAGACAAGUUCAUAUUGGGGAAAUCCAUCCCUGCUGACCGAGCUGGAAGACACAUGCGCCAACAACUGUGUCACCAAAUCGUCAACUCCUCGAGUCCUCGCCAAUACAGGGUCAUGUUUUCGUAAAGUCUCACAUGGUGUUUCUUUUUAUCUUAGCAAAGGGGUUGACAUAAUCAACAGGAGUGUAGCUGUACAGGUUAAAGUUAUUCCUGUUGUUGCAGUUUUCCCGUUAUCUGUUGCUGCUACUGAAGGUAAUGCAUAUAUUUCUUAGGAUCUAUAAGCAAGAUUGCAAGAGUGCGUACGCACAGGCGAGGUGAGGUAAUGGAAGAUAGAAUGAAACAGUGGUAACCAGACAUUUAAAUUGUACAGGGUGCAUGUAUUCAAAAAUGUUCGCUAAAGUGCAAAUUCCGCAACAUUUGUGAAAACUUAAUGCAAGUAUGGGUAGCUAGGGGUCUGCUGUUAUCUUUACCACUAAAUUAUAAGUAAAAUUUGGAGGGUUUUAUUAAACACCACUGUAAAAAUGGAUUGCGCACAAAAAUGGAAGGCUAAAAACGCAACUUGAUUUCGGAGGGUGCAAAUUUAGAAGUUGUUUUAUAAAGUAUCAAAGUACUAUGGACAAUUUGAUGUACGCAACGUCCUACACUCGACCUCUGAAACGUCGACUUUUUUGCCAUAUCAACUGAAUGAUUUACGUAUCUUUGCAAAAGUUCAAAAUUAUGGCAAGAAAGUCCACGUUGAAGUCGUGCACCUAUAAAUUUAAAUUGCGUUUUAAGCCUUCUAUUUUUGUGCACGCAUGCCAUUUUUAAUGUUUUUUUUGAAAACAACCGUGCUGCCCUGAAAAAUUUACUUUUCAAAAUAAUUUUGGUGUUAAAGAUACUAGCAGACCCCAAACUACCCAUUCUUGUAUAAAGUUUUCACAAAUGUUGCAGAAUUUGAAGUUUGCAGUUUUUCUACAAAUCCUGCACCCCACCCUGUCUUCAGGAUACCCUUUCUUAAUGGUUAGUUCGUCCAAACACUUUGACUACCUAAUUUCUUACAUUUUUUCUCAAUUAUUUUCCAUUCAGGUCAUACAAUAACUUUAACUUGUGAGGUUUCUGUUGGCAAUGAAGGAUUUAUCGAAAUUUUGUGGUACAACUCCAAACAGGCUGGUAUUGUUGGUCAAACUCGACAACUAAGUUUGUCCAAUAUUGAACUGUCUGAUAGUGAUCAGAGUUACAAGGCAGAAUAUUGGUGUUUGGCUAAGAACUCGGACGGUACCGGACGAAGCCAGAACGUUCCAGUGUAUAUAUUAUCAUCAGGUAAGAAUGCCUUGCUAUGCUUUUUGUUAUGUUUACCUAUGUUUAUGAAUUAUUGGUAUUGGUUGGUUUCAAUAAGCAUUAUAUAAUAACUACAGUGGAACACGCAGUUUGAUUGGUCAAUAACCGUACUGGUUCAGACUAUCCUGCAAGAAGAAUUAAAAUGCCUUCGCGGGAUUUUCGCGGGAUUAUCAAAAUGUCAUUGUUUCACUGUAGUUAUUUUAUAAAACAAUUACCAAAUGGUUUUCCCAGCAGGAUAGCGCGAUCCAUGCACUUGGGAUGUUGCUCGACUUUCGGAAAGUGUAAAAAUACACUCGCCUGCGGCUCGGGUAUUUUUACCCUUUCUGAAAGUCUCGCGACAUCCCUCUUGCAUGGAUCACGCAAUCCUGCACGGAAAACUAUUCGGUAUUCCUUUAUUACGGGACAGGAGAUGGUGGUCAACUUGAGAAAUGUUGACAUCUUAUAGGAGCAAACUCGACUGCAUCUUCCAAUUCUAUUUAUUUGCCACCAAAUACAAGACUGCUACAUAUCAUGAAAAUAACUAACAAUAUUUAACCACUCAGAUAACUGCCGGAUGACACCUGCUGAACGAUAGUAUGUACUUCGUAAAACCCACCUUCAUCAUUCAUUGCAUGGCGUCUUUUUAUUUAUUGUUCUUUUUAGAUUUUAAUGAGUUUUGCAUCGAAGUUUAUGACAGUGGUUAUACUUGGGAAGAGAUACCAGUAGGCACCUCCGUGAUUAAACAUUGUCCUAAUGGAACAAUAGGUACGGUUUGUUACUCUUUGUGUUUGGCUCUUUUGAUUAACUACAAUAAAGUAACUGUAUAAUUGUGUUAGAUAGCUCUGUCAGUUAAAGAAAUUUUACCGACCACGUUCCAGCAAGGAAUACUACUUAUUGGACUAGUGUUACUAUUGGAGGAAACUUAAACUUAAACUUAAAACUAACUUAAACUGCAUAGUUUUAACUGAGUGUUCUUCCAAGAGGAAACUGGAGUACUGUUUCGUAACGUUUGGCUAAGACUCCUCUUGUGAAUAAGGUGAAAUCAUAUGAGAAAACUGAAUAUUGCAGAAACAUAGCCUUGAUCACAGGGAGGAAUGGACUAACACUCACAGAGAGGACACAUGGACUAACCACUGAUAAAAAUUCAUUUACAGGAACUGUGACGCAAUUCUGUAACAGUAAUGAUGGUCAGUCUGUCUGGGGAGAUGUGAAUUUCUCCAACUGUAGAAGUUCUGUUGUUAUCAAACUUGUUGAUAAGGUGAUUGUCAAACUUGUCACUAUAAUCCAGCUAAUUGUACGUUCCUUCAAUUGAAAUUGUAUAAACUAAUGUAUCUUGGUUAAUUUGUGAAUGCACUACCUGAAGAAGAUUGAAAACAACUUAAUCUUUUUACAGAUCUUUAGAUUGAACGAAGGGUUUGAAUCGGGGAAUAUCAGUGAGAUCUUGCGCGAAACUGAAAAAGUUUCAGAAGACGAUGAACUUUACGAAAAAGAUAUUGAAGACAUUGUGUACGUUUUGGAAAAGACAGAGCAUAAAACGAAAACACAAACUGAUCGUCUAAGUUUUAUUCGUUCAUCAAGUAAUAUAGUGAGUCAGAAGAAAAAGAAUGUAUGGAAAAAUAUACCGGUAAGACACAAACGAAAAGCAGCUGGUCAUGGUAAUUUGGAAUAGCGAGUUAUGUUUUGAAAUAUUAAUGAGUUCGGGAAAUAUAUAUUGACAACUAUGAUGAAGUGACUCAACCAAAACUGUUUUUGUUUUCCAGUCUAGAAAUCAUUUAGCGAAGCAGAUUAUAAGUGGCACAGAUUUAAAUGCAUGGAACUACAUUUCAGAAAGUGCGGAAAUAGGAAACGUUGUCUCAUAUAUUACGCCCAACAUAGCCGUGCAUGGAAUACGUCUACCAACAGCAAAACCCACCAAACCAGGAGAUAUUAUCUUGCUGGACACAGGAGGACAGGGUGUGAUUAUCCCUGAUGUUGUGACCAAUGAAUUAAAACAAGCAACCGUAGUGCAGUACAGUUCAAUCAAGGAUAUUUUUUCUGAAGAAGAGUUGAAAGAAUCCGUGGAUAAUACUAUUGGAUCCACUGAAUCGUUGACAAUCAGAAGUACUAUUGUAUCUUUCACAAUCGAACCAUCGCUUAAGAAUAAGCCAGUGUCUAAACCUUUCAAGAUUGUACUUCAGAAUAACCAGGUAUGAAGUGAGUGUGGUUUGCUGGAUGGUUAGAUGAGGAAAUGAAGGCGCUAGACUAACUUUGUUUUUACUGCGUACCUCUACUGGUAUCCCUAGAAAUUAAGGAAGGGAUAUCGCUUAUUAGUAUAAACCUACUAGCAGGCUAUCAUGUAUCGUGCGUUCUGAUUGGCUGCGCUACUAGUAGGCUAUUAGUGAUAGUCUACUAGUAGCAACAAGCGGCGAAGGGCGCGAGAGUCAAUGGCCGUUUUUAAGUAUUAGCAUUUAAAGGGAAAAAGCUUAUCAAAAUGGCCUAAUUUUGGUUCUGGAUUACACACAAACAAAGACUCUUGGAAACUGCUGACACAUGCGGUAAAAUUUUAAAGUUUUCUCAACUUUGCUCGUUGUUUUGAGCAUGAAAGUGACAGGCGAUUUUUAAAAUAUAUGCACAAUUAAUGUUUGUUAAUAUUCCAAGCAGAAUCGUUGAAAUUCAACAAUACUUUGUAGCUAUUUACCCCUAUUUUCUCAACCUCUUUAGUGUGUGCUUGUUUUAAGUUAACCUGGGCAUCAGGCCCUUAUGUUUUCAUUCGCCAGGAUUAAUUGGCGGCGGCGAAUGAAGGAGGGCCUGAUACAAUUCUUUACCGCGGCGCAUGUAAAAAGCCAGAUUCUGGCUUUUUUGUCUGAUUGGCCGAUUAGACAAACGAUUUUUUAAAUCUGUCAUUUGAUUGGCUGGAGCUAAUUAGAUUAUACUAUUGUUGUUGAUAUAUUUUAUAACGAACACAACUACAAUUAUAGCCAGCCUACUAAACGGCUAAAUUUAAAUUAAAACUGCAGUAAAUAUAUUGCAAAUGUAGCUUAUAUUAAAUCGCCAUCAGAUUGCACUAUCGACUAACUGACGUAUAGUUAUAAAGUAUACUUAAUAUAUAUAUAUAUAUAUAUAUAUAUAUAUAUAUAUAUAUAUAUAUAUAUAUAUAUAUAUAUAUAUAUAUAUAUAUAUAUAUAUAUAUAUAUAUAUAUAUAUAUAUAUAUAUAUAUAUAUAUAUAUACCGUAUAUAUAUUUAUAUAUAGUUUUUCGUUUUAUCUCAAAAAAACACAACAGUCUGUUUCAUACGGGUGGAAGUAAGAAAUGCGACAGAGCUGAGCAAAUACAUCUGGCAACUUAAAGAGUCAAAGGUCAAGUACUCCAUAUUUUUAUUAGGCGUAUUAUUAAACAAUGCAAGAGGUACGACAACACAACGAAACGCUGCAGUCUUUGUACACAUGAAAAAUUCAUUAUAAUCUACUAUCCUGAACUUUGUUCUUUAAACUCAAGAAGUGAACUUUUUUCGAAAUGCAGACAUAGAAACAAAUUUCUCUUCAGCAAUAUACAUUACUUAAUAUAAUCUGUAUAUGUAAUCUAUACGUAAUUUAAUACUUGAACAUUCCGUUUACGUCAAACAUGUAUUUAUUAUAUAUAACCUUGGCAACAACAUAGCGCGACAUUUAAAUUCACCUGAUGAGUGUGGCAAGCAUUGCUUGUCAUACGAAACAAGUUUGUAGUGAAUAAAUCUUAUGAAGUAAACCAGGUUUAUUUUAUCAUUAUCUUUAUUAGCUCUAGACUUCGGUGUAUCGAGCACUCUACUCAUAUAUGAUUCUAAAUACAUAUUUGGUAUAUAUAUAUAUAUAUAUAUAUAUAUAUAUAUAUAUAUAUAUAUAUAUAUAUAUAUAUAUAUAUAUAUAUAUAUAUAUACUUUAUAAUUAUACGUCAGUUUGUUGAUAAAUACGGUAUAUAAGCGCCAUGUAAACCUCAUUGUAGUCACUGAAACCUCUGCGGAGGAGAGAGCAAUCGAGUGGCGAUUUAAUAUAAGCUACAUUUGCAAUAUAUUUCGCUAAUUUGUGAUUAUUUUUGUUAAAUUUUAUAAGUUCAUUGCAGUUAUAAUUUAAAUUCAGCCGUUUAUAGUGGGCUGCCUAUGCUAUAAUUAGAUUGUUGUUGUAGUUGUGUGAAAUUUGAAUUUCUCCUGCGACAUUUUGAUUGGAUACUAAGUAUAAACUUUGCUGUGGGUGGAAAGCAAUCAGGUUAAGUUUUGUGUCAGGCUCUAUAUAUAAAAUAGUGCCUGAUACUCAGGUUAGUUUUAAGUACGGUUCAUGAAUUUAGCUGUCAUUUUAAAGAGUUUUUUCGUUUAAAUGUUGAGAUUUUGGCCGAGUCUGUUUUUCGCCUUUUCGAGACUUUUAUAAGUCGAGCCGGCUUUUCGAUUAAAUUUUAAUCUAAACUAUUGUCUAGUAUGUAUACUAGAUUAUGGAAAUGGUUUGCCUCUUUAUGUUCCAGAUAUUUUAGAGAUUUCAACGAUAUUCGGAUAAUCGGAUUCUUUUGCAUGUGUGUGCAUUUUUAUUCGCUUUUUAAAUUUUAACGUAAACUUUAUUUACUAAUUCGUAAUUUAGUAACAAUUCGGGAAGCCAUUUUGUGUUCGAAAUUUUGGACUUUUUAAGCCUUGUUUCCUUCUUUUAAAUAGUUUUAAUCAACCAAACUUUGCUUCUAUAACGGUCUCUUACUAUUAUAUACUGUUUUACGACAUGUUUUUUAACUAUAUAUUUAAAACUCACAAGUUGUAUUUUUCAAGUCAUUCUUGAGAGUUCGCAACACUGAGAAACACUGAGUAGUUGUCAAGAAGGCCGAGGCGAAAUGUCGCCAAAAGGAAGCCAUUUAAACGCUCGUUUCGUUAAAACGUUAUUAUUUUACAUAAAAAUCAAGUGAAAAUUUCGUUUUCUUUAUGUAGUUUAUACCAAAACAAUUAGACAACUCAGCCUCGUUGCCUCCGCACGAAUAGUCAAAUCGGCUUCGCCUCGUUGACUAUUCGCUCAUAGAUAACUCGGCUUCGUUGUCUAAUUGUUAAUUGGUCCUGUAUUUCUGCAGGGCAAACCGAAAAUAAACCAACUAUACUAGAUGGCUCUAUCAGUUCGAAUAGUUUGUUGGUCCAGUGUUUCAUCUGGGGAAACUGGAGUACCCGGAGAAAAUUCUUAAUAUCUGAUAGAGUCAAACUAGAAAUAUUCUUCUUACAUGCAGCUCGGAUGAAAUUAUAAUCAGACAACCCGAAAUCAAACCGUGGGCACAAAGGUAUGGAGUACAUGUGACAACCAUGCACUGUGCCGUAUAAAUACUUCAUUACUCCCACAGAGGCAUAGCCAGGGCUGGAGCCGGGGGACCCGGCUCCCCUGGCAAAAUUUUUUGGGGGGAGUGCCCUGAUAAAAUGUAUUGUAUAAAAAUGCGAAUCCUUGAUUAUAUAGGUUCAUGCUGUCAAUAAUGCAAAAAUUCUGUAGAAUAUAUGCUUUGCUGGGCAUCGGUGUGAAACCUAAAAUCACUUGUUCGCUUAUUUGCGGAACACAGCUUGAAACACAUACCUUUUCUAACCCUAAUUAUUUCAAUAUGUAUUAAAUGCGGGUUAGAUGAAGUUUAAACCAAUCUGUGUUUUUUACAAGUGAAUUUUUAAUGCGGGCUCGGCAGUGGCGCCGUGGCCGGAGGGGAGGGGGGGGGGGACCUGUCGGAAAAUUGCCAAUACAGAGUUUGAGCAAGACAACGAAAACGAAGGCGUACUUGCCAAUUUUUGCCGUCUGCACAUUCUCUUGCGCAUACUGAGUUGGACGUCACUGGUGGUUGCUCAACGUGUCUUCCCAUGUGUCGCUGUUUAUGCAUACUGACCCUAAUUCUUGCCCUGACCCAGAAAAAAACAGCGAGAAUGAAACUAUAUCCCGUCUUUGUCCUUCUGCCUUCGUUCAGAACGAAGUUCACAGCGAAUUUUGCCAAAAUUUUUGCGAAUUUUUCGUUGUGAACGAAGGCAGAAGAACGAAGGCGAGAUAUGGAUUCAUGUCUCGCUGUUUUGUCUUGAUCAGGGUAAGGAUUUGGGUCAGCAUUCAUAAACAGCUAGACAUAAAUCUCUAAUCUGUCUUCACGCCUGACUCUAAACUCAGAAUGCGUAAGAUAAUGUGCAAGACAGGCAAAAAUUGUCAACCACGGUCCACGUCGUCCGACUUCGUUCUCUUGCUCAAACUCUCUAAUGUUAGUCGGAAUCUUCGUGGUGAAGCAUCGGAAAAAGUGAUACGGAAAUUGGGAAAAGUGCUACGAAAGCAAUUGUAAUGUUAUUGUCCAGAAAAAUUUUUUAUCGAAAAAGAUGUCGACGGGGGGGGAGGGGGAGAUUUAAAAUGUUGUGUGGUCCGCAAAAUUUUUUCUUGCGUCUCGAGUCAUUGGCGGCUUGGCCCCACCUGGGUUUUUGCUGGCCCCCUCUGACAGAAACUCCUGGCUACGCCUCUGUACUCCCAUACCUGAGGUAAAUAUAUUGAUGCACUUACGUAUUUUUCUUAGACUGGUUAUGAAAACCCAAGACGAACGUGUGCGUUCAUUGAACCUGACAUAAACAGCAGUGUAUGGAGCAGUAAAGGAUGUACAUUGAAUGAAGCUGAAUCAAGUGAGGAAAAUGUUACCUGUGAUUGUGAUCAUAACACGGCUUUUGCUAUCAUGAUGGAUGUUACGGGUGUGCAGGUAAGAUGGAUAAAUCACUUCAUUCUGGUUUAAGCAUGAUGAGGUGCAAAGUUAAUAGAAGAAUACCAGGAGUUAGCAUACUGCCACUCUGAGUUACGUCUGCUACUGUAGUUUGAGAGAGAAGAGUCGUUUCUUAGGUCCAAUAUUUCAACACUCCAAUCUUGAUCAUUAUUGGCGAUUGUUCAUUGCCCAAACUAUAAUUAAUAAAAUUUAAACAAUGUACAGUACAUUGUACUUGUGCAACCAGAAAAUUUUGAUGUGACUAAACUUGUCUUAACAAUCUUAGACUAAUUCCGAACAAAUAUUGGUCCAAUUACAUUUGUUCACACUAAAAUUCAUACGAAAUUAUGCAGUCCGUGUGAACGAAGCGUCACCUAAUAUUUCAUAUCCACUCACCUUUUUUAGCUAACGGAGUCUGAGCGUAAGUUAUUGGAAACGAUUUCCACCGUUGGAUGCUCAAUAUCAUUGGUCGGUGUCGUGUUGACAAUUCUCUUGCAAGUUUAUUUUUGGAGACAAUUGAAAUCACCUCGCGCCAAAAUUUUAGUCAGUUUGUGUGUUGCUAUUGGAUUUACCGAUAUCUUUGCCAUCCUUGAGGGUGUUGCAAGAGAUAGCCCGGUAAGUUCGCUUUCCUAUUUUAUUUACCAUGGGGUGUUGGUGUCAUGGCAUUCUUGUCCCCAGAGCCAUUUUCACUCGGUCACUCAUCGAAAAUUAGGUUUUGGAUUAGACAACUAAAGGGAGACAUCUAAUUGGCUUCUCAGAGAAGCGCAAUUUCGCAGAAGUUGAGCAGUUUUCUCUAGGCAAAACUAUUCUAUCAAAAUGUGUCAACGGAAAUACGUCAAUUCUUCGUAAACUUCUCUGUGAAAAGUGUUACGCGUUCUGAAGCGUCCCAAUUCAAUAGCAUGCGCUUUAGAAACUACUGCAAGUUUUCUUGCACUUCCGGUUAAGUUUCGUGAAUUUCAGGGCCUAUGAAGGUUGCGCUCGUCCGUGAGGCCCUGGGAGCGAGAACAGUGUCAUAGUGGUUAAUGCAUGUGUCUUUAGCCUCUGUGGCUUCAUUCCCUGCAAUAUGCACUUGUUUUUCGAGACUGCUACUUAAAUGUAUCGAAUCAAGGAACUUUGUCACGAAGUCGCAGAGUACGGGUUUUCACCUGCGUAUUCCGGACCACUGAUCUCGAAAUAUAACACUGGACCAGUAACCGAUGGAUUGUUAUUGGUCAAAGAAGAAAAAUAUAUCCAAAACUUAUAACUACCCGGUAGAAAUAAACUAUAUUAGUUUAGUUUAAUGUAUUGUUUUAACGGAGUGGUUUAUGUGGUUUAUUUUCAACAGAAUUUCUGCAAAGCAGUAGCGGCUCUCCUGCAUUUCUUUGUGUUGUCAGCGUUCGGAUGGAUGUUGUGUGAGGGAAUAUUACUGCACAUCUUACUGAUCAGAGUAUUUGAUGGUGUGCGUGGCAAACAUUGGAAGAUAUUUAAUUUUAUUGGCUGGGGUAAGUAAGUCUGUCUUCCCGAUUAUAGACAAGUGUUUUCGGUAUUUAAGCGAUGACUAAGUAAGGAUAAAUCAUAUUGAUGAGUUUCAGUAAGUAUUACGGAACAGCUAAAACUACAUCUCCCAAUUAUGACAAUUAUAAUGAAAAUAAUUAAUAGUGAGUUUAAGAUACCCCGGUUUCGGUGUACGGGUAGCAUGAUUUUGGUUAGCAAUAUUUUCGUCGAUGUCUGUACCUUAGUCGUAAUUAAGGUGCACAUUUUUCGCAUUAUAUCAUUGUCUAUUGCAAGAAAACAGAAAAAGUAUGAUCGCAUUACAGACAUCAGUAAAAACUAGUAAACACGAUGACACUACUCGUACCCGUACACCGAAACCGGGAUAUAUUAUUUUCUCCCGCUGAUAUCUGCCAACUUACUAUCAUUCGCUGCAUAUUAGUGACUAGUGAAAUCCAUCAACUGAGUUGGCGCCAUGUAUUGCAUGGCUCAGCCAUGUAUUGCGAGGCAGCGACUCUCCGUGAUGGCACUUCUCUGAUCUCAUGAAAAGCGAAUUCUAUCGAAUAAAGGUUUAACAGCCGGGUGUUCAUAAGUAGAGGCAAAUAUCUAACACUUCGUGUUUACCACCGUCACAGGCAUUCCUUUACUGAUUGUCGUUGUAUCACUUGGAGCGACUCAGGGUGAAGGAUAUGGCACAGAAUCUUCAUGUUGGCUUAGUGUUGAAAAUAACUUGAUUUGGGCGUUUGUGGGACCUGCUUUCCUCGUCAUAUUGGUAGGUGGUUUCAUCUUGUUACAAUUUGGAAUUGAAAAUGAGGUGUUUGCGGCACAGUGGUUUGUGCAUGGAUCUUUCACCUCUGUGGCUGGGCUCAAUAUAAUUUCGGCUUAGAAGCAUUCGAGAAGAGUGCUUCUGGUUGACUCGCAAGUUUUUUCCGUACCAAGUGGGAUGAUCCACUUCGGGCAAUAGUUUAGAACUGAUCAGAUAGAACUAUACUAGUUUAGGUUUCCUCCUGUAGUAACAUUAGACCGAUAAAGAUGGCACUUGCUCUAUCUCUUUGAAGAGAAUUUUAGGUAUGCUAACCAAUAUAUACAAAGGUAUCACAAUAAUAGGAUUUUUUGUCUAUAUUUCUUUCUUUAUCUUCCAGAUCAACACUAUUGUGUUUAUUAUGAUCCUACGCACAAUAAUGAAUUCCCACAACACAGUCCACCAACCUGACAACAUUGGUAAAGUGAAAACUGGUGUGAAAACAGCUGUGGCAAUCUUCCCAAUCCUUGGUUUGACUUGGGUGUUUGGUUUGAUGACUUUCAACAGAGAAACAUUGUUCUUUCGUUAUCUUUUUGCCGUGUUUAAUUCCGCGCAAGGAAUGCUCAUUUUCUUGUUCCAUUGUGUCCUUAAUAAACAGGUAAGAGUGAGGAUAUCUGAAGCUUGGUGUUCAGUGUAGGUAUACUAUUUUACAAUAAACUGCUAUGGUUUGUGUCUGAACUUCAUGGAAAGGAUGAAAAAUACUUCUACGUACAUUUUAAGCGAAUCGAAUUAAGCACUUCACCAGCAAGUUCUCUCAAGGUGGCUGAUUACAGGUUUUUUUUUAUAAAAUGAAAAAUUUGCGAUUUAAAUCCGCAUUUUUCGACAAUUAUUACUUGUUAAAAAACAAAAAAUAUCUUACUGAUGUGAAACAACAUCUAAAGAGUUUAAAUCGUUUCCACAAAAGUUACUCGACUGCUGUUGCUAUGGCAACAAUGACGUUUCAAGAUGGCUGGUAUUUUGGCUUUAAAGUAAUUUAACUCGAAAACGACAUUGGGACCCCUAAUUUCAUUCCAUAAAAUUACUUCUCUUAGUAUACUCAAUUAUUUUGACAAUUUAAAAAAAAAUUAUGUUGAGUCAAUUAAAAAAGGGUUACGAAUAAUCACAAUUACUUAAUUUGAAAAUUUUUGACUCAACAGAAUUUUUUGUCAAAAUAAUUGAGAAUUCUAAAAUAAAUCAUUUUAUGAAAUAAGAUUGCGGGUCAGCGAUUUCGUUUAUGAGUUAAAUUACUUAACAUCCACAAUAUCCAACAUAUUGAAACGUCCUUAUUGCAUUUGUAAACAAAUUCAAACCUUUUAGAUGUUGUUUUACAUCAGUAAGAUACCUUUUUGCCAAGUAAUACUUGUCCACAAAUUCGGAUCUAGAUCGUGAAUUUCCCAUUUUACAAAAAAACUUUAUUAAGCCACCUUAAAUGUGUUGGAUAAUACUACGUUUUAUGUUUUCCAGACACGAGAAGUCGUCCGCGACAGCAUAACAAGAAGUACUUUCUCAAGCAGCUUCAGCACAAAAUCAGUUCGCCGUGCAAAGAGUAAGAAAACAAUAUUUUCAACUUUAGCAUUUUAUAUUUUAUAUUGUUAUUCUCCAUAUGCAAAAAGAUCUAAAGGCGUUUCAUACAUCUGUAAUUAGAUCAGUACUUGAAUAUGGGGAUAAGUUUGGCUGUUUAGCAUGGUAGUCUAACUGGUGGAUAAUUUCAAGAUCGGAGAGGAUCCAAAGAAGAGCGCUUAGAAUAGUUUAUGCAGAAAUGACUUACGAUGAAGCAUUAUUUAUUUCGGUGUCAGGGUGUAGUAUUAAAACCUUGGAGAAUCGUAGAGAAAUUAUACGUAUAAAUCUGAUAGAUCAGAUGGACAUGAUAGAUCCUAUACAUAAAUUACAUGACCUUGUUACCUUUUACGGUCAACCGAAUAAGGGGAAGAGAGACAAGGUUGAGUGGUGAUAGGAUAUACAAUUUUAAAUGUAGGACGGAAAGGUUUAAAAAUAGCCCAAUUGUUAUUGCCAUAGAUAAUUGUUUUAAAAUUCACAUUGUAAUUUAGCUUUCAGCUAUUUAGUGUAAAAAGUUUCAAUAAUAAUAAUAUUUUUACACUCUAACUAUAAUUAUGUAUAACGACAUGGUUUGUUUUCUCAGAUUCCACGAGUUUGCCCAGCAUGGCAGUCAGUUCAAGUAUAAACCAGAAGAUGGUUAAAAAGAAUGCGAGACUACAGUUAGAGAGCAGGGAAUCUGAAAGUGCUGGGUAUGAGGGAUAUAACAACCUGAAUAUGUCUGUGACACGGGAAGCGAACGAAGAUGAUGUAUACGUUACAUCUCCUGCUGUCCAAGGUUAGUCAUGUUGGAAACGUUUUGCUGGCAGGAAUAUGCAUGAUUAAUUCUUUGUGAACCUGGUUACAUACGGGAACGUUAUUUUUGCUGGAUAGUUAUAUCAAUUCCAGAUUGUUAAAAAGACCAUCCCAUGUUGCAUCUUGGGGGAAAUGGAGUAUCUGAAGAAAACCAGCAGCGUAUUGUGAAGCCAAACUGGAGUCGUUCUUCUUACAUGUGACUAAGGAUUAAUGAGGACGACCAAGGGUGUAACCCAGCUGCUUUGUCGCUUGUUUUAUUGCAAAAAGGGACCGCUCAUUAUUUAUUGUACGGGGGGGGGGACUGAGGAGAAACAGUUAUAAUAUUUUUUUGUUGCACCCCUCUUAAAGGGGCAGUGUCACCGAUUUUGACCCUCGCAAAUCUUUAGGAAUCUUGCAUAAAACCUAAAAAGAAUGGUUGUAAGCACAACAUAAAACAAUAACAAAAUUACAGAAAGCAUGUACAAAUGUCUGCAUGGUUGAGAUUAUAUUAGGCGAGGAUUGAGAUGGAUUGUAAAUGACAUCUUGAUUAAUUGUUGGCGGACACUUUUUCAAGUUUGGGUCAAUUUGUAUGAAAACGUCGUCUUACAUGCUGUGUGGAAGUUCAAAGUUGUUUAAUAUGAUUCGUAUAUCAUAACUGAACCUAUUUAUAAUGUUUAUUUUCAAAUUCGCAGGUCAUACUUUGAAUACGAGACUUUUUGGUCAAAAAUUGUUGACACUUCCCCUUUAAGACAAGUAGAAUUUCCAAAGCCCCCUCCAACGGGCAAAACAAGAACACAUUUUGGAACCUCCCCCAACUCUAGCGCUUUAUUUAUGGAAACAAAAAUAGAUAGUGGGGACCAAUUUUACAUGAACAUAAGUGACUAUUUAUUAAUUUGGCUUCUAUUUAUGAAUAUUAAUAUUAAAGCUUUGCGAUAGAUUUUUAAAACUAUUAAUAUUUUUUUCAAACUAGUAAUUCUUUUCAAAGCCCCCGUUCUUUUAUCUCUCUGUAUUUUUUCAAAGCCCCCCUUUCAGAUUUUAAGAAUUUAAAGGCCUCUCCAGUUUCUCCUCAAUCCCCCCUGCACAAUAAAUAAUUAGCGGUCCCUAAGUCGCUGGAGCGUAUCACUCGUAACACAAAUCGAAAUUUAUCGCUAGUCAACAGCUGUCGUUUGUCGCUCUUAGAUAUAUCGCCUCGUUUAAGGAAUGUUUUUAAGGAAUGUUUUUAAGGAAUGUUUUUAAGGAAUGUUUUUAAGGAAUGUCCGCCUUGGUGGGCGUCAUCAUUAUGGGUAUAUAUUGCACGAAUCGAACCCCAAUUCAAUCUCUUCACGAGAAUCAUUUUUAGUAUUCGGCUUAAUCUGAAAAUGGAUUUCUAUUUGAUAAUUAAUUCAUAUCUUUUUCAUUAGCAGAUCACCUUGUAGCUGCAUGUUUUAAAUAGCUUCGUUCUGUGAUUAACAUGCACCAUAAAAUAAAAAAGUUUAUAGACACUUGCUGUAACGAGUGUUCGAAUUUGCUUGAGUGUGCGCAGGAGACAAUAGCUCGAAAUCUAGGCGGACAAUGCCACUCAUUGUAAAUAUCUAGAUUUCUGUGCCAGCAAGCAAAUGUGACAAGUGCCUAUUGAUAAAGAAAAGAAUAAGUAAGAUCCACAUAUACUUUGUUCAAUGUAGGAAACGAAGAGAUGCGCCACAGUUCACCAAACCUUUCCGCACACAGUGAAAAUUCCCUAGGCAGAGACAACAUUGCAGUUGAGACGGAUAGUAAGGGAUACCAUAGUGGAGAAUCAGAGAAUUCGUCUUCUGAAGACAGACCCUCAAACAACGAAGAGGCUCACUUAACUGUAUAAUGUUACUUUACUGUAUGUUACUGUACAAUGUUAUUGUGCUGCAUAAUGUACGUAACUCUAUAAUGUUGUUAUUGUUGUACUGUAUAAUGUUACUAUAAUGUACUAAUAAUAUACAGCAUGCAAAAAGGUUCUAGGAUAAAGAAAAUCGUGGAGACAGCUCCACAAUGCGCAUUAUAAUUUAAUGAACUGCAUUGCUGUAUAUUUAGCGUCUUAAACCUUGAAACUUGCAGGGUGUGGGUAAAACAUACACCAAACAAGAAUGCACUAUAUAGUGAAUAAAAUAUAACUGAACUAGUAACUUACGACUACAGCAAAGACUGUAAUUAUUUAACGAUUUUUAAUACAAACGAAAUUUGAUUGUUGUA
Molecule: messenger RNA, 19267 nt
Organism: Paramuricea clavata
Lineage: Eukaryota; Metazoa; Cnidaria; Anthozoa; Malacalcyonacea; Plexauridae
Source: the annotation of a GenBank genome assembly